AUGACGGAGGCAAAAGACUGGCACCGAGACACGAUCGAGCGUGACGCGAGGGACGAGGUUGGGUCCGGAUGGCGACCAGAGUUCCGUCCGAGCCAGGCCAACAUCGCAAUUCCCCGAGCAGUGCUGGAGAAGAUGUAUCUCAGCCCGCCGACCAAUGUGACGGGCGAUUUCCGGAACAUGAUGGCAAGAGAAGCAUUCUCCCCCUGAAUGCACGACGGCUGACACACCGAAGGCCAACCCGACCCCACUCGGCCUCGUGGGCUUCUUGGUCGCCACAUUGCCGAUGAGCUGUGCACUCAUGGGCCUGGGCGGUGCUGGAGGUGGUGGAGCUGCCACAUCGUAUGCAGGAUUCCCGACGUGAGCAUUGCGCGAGAAGGCAUUGACUGACGAGAUCCCAGUGGUCUGGGUAUGUGGUUUGGCGGGACGCUCCAGAUGAUCGCAUGUAUCAUGGAAUGGUUCCUGGGCAACACAUUCAGCUUCCUGAUCUUCGGCACCUUUGGUAGGGAGGCCUCUCCAUCAUGUUCGGCACACGCUGAUACGGCAUAGGGGCGGCGUGGUUUGCGCUGUCGUCCGCCGGGCAAGCCGAGCAGGCCUUUGUGGAUGGUCUUACCCAGCAGGGCGUGGAUCAAGCUGCUGCAGAAGCGCAAUUCCAGGCGAGCUUUGGUGAGUGACUACGUCGUCUAUACUCGGAUGCAGCCACUCACUCUCUGACGUGGACGCAGCAUGGGGCCUCGUGGUGUUUGGCCUCUUGAUCAUCACCUUUGGACUGUGCGCGUUACGGACGAACGUGGUAUUCGUGGUGUGUUUCGCCAUUGUGAGCAACGCGGUGUUUCUGCUUGCCGGAUCGUACUGGGUCAUGGCGCGUGGAAGAGGCGAGCUGGCGGUGAGGAUGCAAAAGGUGGGUCGGGUCGUUGGCGGAAUCGCAUGAGUUGAAGCAGCACUGACCGACGUGGAUGCGGAUGCUGAUGCGGAUGCAGGCGGUGGGGGCCAUCUUCUUCUUCUGCUGCGUGCUGGCGUGGUACCUCCUGGUGGCCAACCUGCUCGAGGUGCUCGAAUUCGGCUAUUCGCUGCCGGUGGGAGACCUCAGCGCGAAACUGGGCCGACACGGCAAGCAGGCCGAGUUCCGAGAUCGGUCGCAGUCGGUGUAG
This is a messenger RNA of Lecanosticta acicola, 1148 nucleotides long. Lineage: Eukaryota; Fungi; Ascomycota; Dothideomycetes; Mycosphaerellales; Mycosphaerellaceae. The record is from the annotation of a GenBank genome assembly.